CUGUGCUGAAUGCAUCUUGUUCCUACCUCCAUUUCUUAUGGCUACCUUGCUACAAAAAUAUUACAAUAUCCAGGCAGUCAAUUUUCAGAAACUUUUAAGUAGAUCAUCCUACAGUACCGUGUAAUUCUCAAUCAAUGAUAAUGUGAUUCCUGUCAAUAUCCGCACGGUUGGUGUGUGUGACCACAAAUGCAUGUGGAUUCUCAGAUAUUUCGAUGUACACCUGAUACUCAUGAAGCACUUAGGUUUGUAGGCUCUGAAGGUGAAAGCCUUUUGCUGUACGGGUUCACGUCCCUGACGCAGUCUUAUGUCUUUAGCUGCUAAUAAGAUUAUCUCUCAGUAGCAGGUAGACGGUUAUAGGGAGAAGAAUCAAGGCAAGUUACAUUUUAAAUGAACUCGCUUUUCCAAAACAUUUUUCAACGAGAGCGAAUUUCCUUCAUUACGAUGAGAAGCUGCUGACUUGGCAUGUUGCCUGGUAUCUCGCUGAUGUGCUCCCUAAAUCGCAGGUAGGGUUCGGACUCACAUUAGCAUUUAGCUCACCUGUACUCAGAGUUGUGCCAGGUGAAGGAAGGAGCUAAGAAAACAAGCAUGAACGUAAGCUACUGGGGCCAAUACUGGAGAAGUGUGUUAAGAAACUGGUCGACUUGUUGCAUUGUUUAACUACAGUUGGUCUCGGUGCUGCAUUUGCCUCUGACAAGAUAAUAACUCAUUUUUUUGCCCAGCAUUUCGGUUGUGGUGCCACCUAGGCUGUGAUCCAAUGUCUUGCUAAUUGUUAUGAAGUACGAUGAGUGUGCAGCAGUGUGACGGCACCGUAAAGGCUCUGCCUUUGAAAAGCAGGGAUGAUAGCAGUGAAGAGGACAGUGAUGAAGUCUAUUGGAUUUCUGCUUGCAGAUGCUCAACAUGAAAUUCUGAUUGCUUCUCUUAAUCAGCUCUCCAUUCUGGAGCGUCUGGGCCCAAGCAGUGAUGAGAUGACUGAAGGGGAAGUGGAGAGUGCAUUCUCUCAGCUCACCGUGGCCUUCCGCUGUGACCAGUACACGCUGAGCCAGCGUCUGCAGGCGGAGGAGCACGCGCGCAACAAGGCAGAGGAGAACCUCCAGCUGGAACUGCAGCGGGGCAAAGAGGCAGUGGAGGCCCUGAAGGACAUGUGUCUGGACAGCAAGCGCUACCAAUUUCUCCAGAAGCUGGAGUUAACCCUGGAUAUCCUGGGAGGAACCGUAGAGCAGGUAGCCAGAACAGCCGAGGUCCUGGGAGCUGUCCAUCAGGAGGCCAAAGUGAGCCGAGCGGUGGAGCUGAUGGUGGCCCACGUGGAGAACCUGCGCCAGCGGCACGACCGGCACUCCGUCGAGCUGGUGGAGACCAAGAAGAUGAUGAGCAAAAGCGCUUCCUUUGACCAGGCGCUGCCCGACCUCAGAGAAGAAAUUGAAAUACGAGUGAGGUCCAACAAAGACACAGGAAAGUUUAAUUUGCGGCGCAGAGUCAGUGCAUCUGUAAUUACAAAGGAGAGUCUAAGCCAGGAGAUCAAGAAACCAAAAGAAAAAGAGAGCAAGGAUGAAGUGAUAUCUGAAGAAAAGGUCACUCAGAAACCAGCAGCCCGGUCCCAGGUGACCGAACCCAAGGCUGACAGUAAUCCCAAGAUGGAGGACGUGGAGUGUGCAUCCGUGGAGGACAGACAGCAUGUUUCUCCAGUAGAGGGCGCCAUAGAUGCUGUUAUCGCACCGACCCCGUCAGACGUGUCUCCCAGUGCGUGUCCGGGGCCUUCAGCAGUCUCCAAUCAUGAUGAGGUAAUCCCACAGAUCCCCAACAGACCCUCCCAGAGAGCCCUAAGAAGGAUGCGAAGGAGCAAAUCCGAGCUGGAUGGGUACUCGUCCAGAGGAAAAAGAGAAGGGCACAGCCACAGUGACUCUGAAAUAAGUGCCACCAGCCCUUUGCCUCGCGUCAUUGGCAGGCAGCGCCUGGUAGUGCACUGGCUGGAUCACUGCCGCUGGAUACUAACCUGCGUCUACCUCACCAUUCUGGUCUCCAUUCUACUGCUAGCCAUUUUCUUCUGGUUCCUGCGAACGCCAGUUCUUUGGAUGUGAGCACACUUGCCACAGUUUACAAAAGAUUUCAGCAUAGGACAGGACUGUGCUGAAUAGCAAGAACAUUUUUAUUUAUUUCAUUUUAUUAAGUAUCAUUGACCCCCUCAGACUUGCAGGAAAAUGUACUUUAUGUUAUUAUUUUUGUUAACUCAUUGGUGUUAAAUUGGGCAGUGAUGUAAACAAAAUGAUUGAAUUAAUGUAAAUAAACUCUUUCAAGGUUUUGGAUAAA
Molecule: messenger RNA, 2304 nt
Organism: Clupea harengus (Atlantic herring)
Lineage: Eukaryota; Metazoa; Chordata; Actinopteri; Clupeiformes; Clupeidae
Gene: irag3a
Product: inositol 1,4,5-triphosphate receptor associated 2
Exons: 13
Coding region: 837-2075 (412 amino acids)
Source: RefSeq, a predicted model, not a curated record